UAAAAAAUUAAAAAUAUAACGAUUCCACAAGAGAUACGGUGAGAAGAAACUGUGUUUCUUACUCUAACUGUUGUUGUUGGGCAUUCCAAGAAGAAACAGCAGCGAAGAGGGAUCGAGAGAGAGAGAGAGAGUGAUUGUCCGUGUAAGUCGAAGAAGGAUUAAAGUACAAGGGAGCUAAGAAGUGCGAUCUGAAAAAAAGUAUGGAGCUGGAGUCGAAUCUCAAUAAGAAAGCAAACGGCGAUGUCGGGAACAAUGAAGGCUCCGAUUCAAAGGAAAGCUCGGUGGAACGCGAAUUGAAUGGCGAGAUUGAAGCGGUAGAGCUGAACGGUGGCUCCUCUAAUGGCCACAAUCAUUGCGGGCACAUAAAGAAGCCUCUGCCUGUAGGUGAUGGUCAUGACGGCCGCAUCAAACGAAAGGCCAAACGCCUCAUCCAAAGACAGAACAGCGGCAGUGGCAGCGGUACCGGUAGUGGCAGCGGCAGCGGCAGCGGCAGCGGCAGCGGCACAUCUGCUACAUUGAUAACCAAUGGCGUCGCUGCUUCUGGUGGCGGUGCUGCUCCAAGCACCGCCAAUUCCACGGUCUCAUCGCUGGCCAAUGGCAUGUUGCCAGCCGGCACGGGCUAUGUGGUGCCGCAUCGUCGUUGGAAGAAUAGUCGAAGAUCCCGCAAUCUGACACGUGGUCGCGGCCUACCCAAAAAAGGCGGCGCAGGCGGCAAAGGUGUUUGGGGAUUGCCCGGCUCUGAAGCGCUGGCCGAGGUGUAUGAAGAUGAGAAUGAUCCCAACUAUGACAGUGAGUGCAACGAUCGAAAUGUGGAGCUGCGCGAGGUCAUUACCGAAAUCACGCCCGAAGAAUUCUUCAAGCUUGCCGAGCCGAUUGUUCUCGAAUACUAUGAGCAUGGGGAUACGCACGAGGUGGCGGUCAGUUUUGACGAGAUAUUGCAGAGUCCGUUGCGCGAGUACAUCACCAGUAUCCUUGUCGAGAUUGCAAUGGAUCAUAAGGACUCGCAGCGGGAGAUGACUUCGGUGUUGAUCUCAGAUCUCUAUGGUCGCGUCAUCACCGGCAAGGACAUCGAGAAGGGCUUCAAUAUGCUGCUAGCCAAUUUGCCCGAUCUCAUACUGGACACACCCGAGGCGCCAGUCAUGCUUGGCAAUUUUAUGGCUAGGGCCAUAGCCGAUGAUUGCAUGCCGCCCAAGUUUGUCAGUCGACCUGAGGAGCACCAGCAGGUGAACGAACAUGCCGAGCAGGCGCUGCGCCGUGCCGACGCGCUGCUCCACAAGCAGGUGUGGGCCCACCUGGACAACGUUUGGGGCAUGGGCGGUCCCCUGCGACCCGUGAAGACCAUCACGAAACAGAUGACCCUGCUGCUCAAGGAGUAUCUAUCCUCCCGAGAUAUGGCCGAGGCGCAACGCUGUCUGCGCGCCCUGGAAGUGCCUCACUAUCAUCAUGAGCUCGUCUAUGAGGCCAUUGUUAUGACACUCGAAUCCUUGAGCCAGACCACCGAAGAGGCCAUGUGCGAGCUGCUCAAAUCGCUCGAUCUAACGUGUCUGGUUUUGCCAGCUGGCAUGGAGCAGGGCUUCAUGCGCGUCUAUGAUGACAUGGCGGAUAUCGUGCUGGACGUGCCAUUGGCGUAUAUAAUACUCGAUCGAUUUGUAGAACGCUGCAAUCGUGCCGGCUUCCUAACCGACAAGAUUAUCAACAAUGUGCCAUCGCGUGGACGCAAACGUUUCGUCUCUGAAGGCGACGGCGGACACGUUAAGCCGGCAACUUUGCCCAUGCACGACUAAAAAGCAAGGAUCGAGUGGCUUCAAUUUGGAGCAGUGGCAGCAUUAGCAGCAGCAGCAAAAAAUAAAAACUAAAAUGAAAUAAAUACAACAAAAACAAA
Drosophila hydei is the source of this 1882-nucleotide messenger RNA. It is a transcript of the gene Pdcd4, whose product is annotated as programmed cell death protein 4. Gene Ontology annotation, biological process: negative regulation of DNA-templated transcription. Gene Ontology annotation, cellular component: nucleus; cytosol. The transcript has 3 exons. The record is from RefSeq and is a predicted model, not a curated record. Lineage: Eukaryota; Metazoa; Arthropoda; Insecta; Diptera; Drosophilidae. The coding region runs from base 201 to 1784 and encodes 527 amino acids.